Messenger RNA from Calypte anna (Anna's hummingbird), 2075 nucleotides. RefSeq names its product prosaposin. Bases 1 to 1563 code for a protein of 520 amino acids. The record is from RefSeq and is a predicted model, not a curated record. NCBI's taxonomy places the organism in Eukaryota, Metazoa, Chordata, Aves, Apodiformes, Trochilidae. The transcript is spliced from 15 exons. Gene Ontology annotation, biological process: sphingolipid metabolic process. Gene Ontology annotation, cellular component: lysosome.
AUGGAGAGCAAAUGGAGUGGUUGGGUGCUGAUCCUUUCUUUGUGCCUGGGCUCCUACCAAGCCACGGCCAUCCCCCUCCACGAAUGCGGCGAGCGGCUGGAGGACUGGUGUCGCGACGUGGCAACGGCGGCCAAGUGCGGGGCACUUCAGCUGUGCCGGGUCACCGUCUGGGACCAGGCUCUGGGGGUAACUGGGGUCCCGUGUCAUUUGUGCCAGGUAGCAGUCUCUGUAGUGGGCAAGAUCCUGCAGGACAACCGCACUGAGGAAAAGCUGCGGCUCUUCUUGGAUAAGAGGUGCCAGUACCUGCCCUUCCAGGACUGGUCUGUCAAGUGCAAGAAGAUGGUAGAUACCGGCAUCCUCAUCCUCACCCAACUGGGCAAGCAAGUGCUGUCAGAUCCGAAGGUGGUGUGUGGGACCAUCAAGCUGUGCCAACCUGAGGACAGCCCUAUGGGGGGUGCCCUGAAGUUCCAGAAGCCACCACCGGCCCCUGCUCAGGACUUUGUUGACCUGUUCAGCCCCUUCAUUGCCAAUGUGCCCCUCCUGCUCCAUCCUCAGGACCUGCCUCAUGGCCAAGCUCAGGAGAUGGAAGAGGUGUGUGGGGACUGCCUGCAGCUGGUGGCAGCCCUGCAGCUGGGCCUGGGGACCAAAUCUACCUUUUCCAGGGGGCUGGUGGCCCACACUGAGUGGGUGUGCAAGGGCCUGGCCCCCCACCUGGCACAGCGGUGCAAACACUACCUGGCUGAGUAUGCAGACACGGCCACCCAGCUGCUGCAGUACAUGCAGGCUGAGGACCCAAUGGAGCUGUGUGGGCAGCUGGGACUCUGCUCCUCCACCUCAGCACUGCCCCUCCACACGCUGAUCACUGAGAAGAUGAUGCAAGUCUUGACCACUCUGGGGGACUGGGAGGGAACCACACCACUGUGUGAGGUGUGCCAGUUUGCUGUGAAGGCAGCCGAGAGCCUCCUGGAGAACAAUGUGACAGAGGAGCAAUUGGUGAAUGACAUUGAGAAGGUGUGCUACAUGCUGCCCCAUGGCGUCAUCGGGCAGUGCAAAGAUUUUGUGGAUUCCUAUGGCAAAGCUGUGGUCAUCAUGCUGCUGGAGGCCACCGACCCAGCCGCCGUCUGCACCAUGCUGCGCUGCUGCCCCCGGCAUGGCGAACCCCGCUCAGGGGCUUCAUCACUGGAUCAGCUGGCGGUGGGUGCAGGGGCCUUCUGUAAUGUCUGCCAGAUCGUCAUCACCUACUUUGAUAACGAGCUGCUGAAGAAUGAGACGCUGGCAGAGUUGGGUGAUGUGCUGGAGAAGGGCUGUGAGUUGCUGCCCACCCCACUCACAGACAAGUGCGAGGCACUGGUGCUGCAGUAUGAGCCGGCAGCUGUGCGGCUCUUUGUGCAGAUGAUGGACCCCAACUUUGUCUGCACAAAAAUAAAAGCCUGUGAAACACCCAAGGAGGAUCUGCUGGGCACGGACCCCUGUGCCUGGGGCCCAAAGUACUGGUGCAAGAACAUGGCUACUGCCGUUGAGUGCCACGCUGUUGAGCACUGUCGACGUCACAUAUGGAAUUAGGAACUAUGUCCUUGCCCAGCCGGGGCUUGCUCUGCUGUUUUGGGUCAGGAUCCCGGACUCCCUUCCCUUGGGAUGCACCUGUGCUGGUGGAUGGCAAUGGCAUGAGCCCACUGGCCUCACCACCCUGUGGGGCUGUGGGGUGCCACAGUUUCCUCCGCCUCCUUUUUCACCCCUGGGGCUUGGAUUUUCAAAUCAGGUUAAGGGACUCAUUAGUAUUUUCAGGAUGGGGGGGAGUUCAGCUUUGACUUCUCUCAGGUCAACUACAAAAUUCUGCCAUCCCUCUUCAUGCCCAUCUUCACCCUCUCAUCCCCAUCCUACCCUGAACUUCUCAGAAAGUCCAGUACCUGCAACACAGAACCAUCAUGGGCUGGGAGGGCUUCUGCUGCCCAGAUGCUGACCCCUAGCUCCCAACACUGUCACACUGCAGGUUUUGGGACAACCAUCCUUUGCUGGUUUUGUUCCCUUUUCUCUCUCAAUUGCGGUGAUUUUUUUUACCUUAUUUUAUUUUAAUU